CGCACGGUGGCUGGUAGCCUCGCGCCGUGUCGUGACUGCAGGCGUGUGUUGCAGCGACCUCGUGCGGCUGACUGCGGUGAUGGGGCGGGGCCAGAGCCCCAUGGAGCUCGGCUAGGGCUGGUUCGCCCCCUCGCCAGCCCCCUCGUGUAGCCUCGCACGGUGGCUGGUAGCCUCGCGCCGUGUCGUGACUGCAGGCGUGUGUUGCAGCGACCUCGUGCGGCUGACUGCGGUGAUGGGGCGGGGCCAGAGCCCCAUGGAGCUCGGCUAGGGCUGGUUCGCCCCCUCGCCAGCCCCCUCGUGUAGCCUCGCACGGUGGCUGGUAGCCUCGCGCCGUGUCGUGACUGCAGGCGUGUGUUGCAGCGACCUCGUGCGGCUGACUGCGGUGAUGGGGCGGGGCCAGAGCCCCAUGGAGCUCGGCUAGGGCUGGUUCGCCCCCUCGCCAGCCCCCUCGUGUAGCCUCGCACGGUGGCUGGUAGCCUCGCGCCGUGUCGUGACUGCAGGCGUGUGUUGCAGCGACCUCGUGCGGCUGACUGCGGUGAUGGGGCGGGGCCAGAGCCCCAUGGAGCUCGGCUAGGGCUGGUUCGCCCCCUCGCCAGCCCCCUCGUGUAGCCUCGCACGGUGGCUGGUAGCCUCGCGCCGUGUCGUGACUGCAGGCGUGUGUUGCAGCGACCUCGUGCGGCUGACUGCGGUGAUGGGGCGGGGCCAGAGCCCCAUGGAGCUCGGCUAGGGCUGGUUCGCCCCCUCGCCAGCCCCCCUGCGCCACCACGGCCGCCAUGGACUCCGACAGGGAGCGCGGCCUCAGGCCUCUCGCCUUUGACAAGAUGGAGGGGCUGGUACGGGAGAUGCAGGAUCCGGAAACCGGCGUUCCAGUUCGAAGCCAGAAGCUGUUUCUCACUUCCAUUCCUUCCGCCUUCAUGGGUUGUGAUCUUAUCGAGUGGCUUAUGGAGCGUCUUGACAUUGAAGAAUCUGUCGAGGCGGUCCACAUCGCCAACCAGCUAUGCCAGUACGGCUACUUCUUCCCCGUCAGCGACUCCAAGAACCUGGUCGUCAAGGACGAUGGCUCCCUCUACCGCUUCCAGACGCCCUACUAUUGGCCCUGGCAGAACCGCCACCCCGACAACGUGGACUACGCCAUCUACCUGUCCAAGAGGACGCUACGCAACAAGCAGCGCCACGGCCUGGAGGACUACGAACUGGAGUCGCUGAACAGCCUGAGGAAGAACCUCCAGAACAAGUGGGACUUCAUCACCAUGCAGGCUGAGGAGCAGGUGCGGCUGGUGAAGGAGCGCAAGAAGGGCGACAAGAUCGUGAGCGACAGCCAGGAGCGCGCCUACUGGCGGGUGUACCGGCCUCCCCCGGGGCUGCUCAACUGCCUGGAGCCGGCCCCCGUGCCCAGCCGGGCCCGCGCCGCGCGCUGCCGCAAGAGGUCCGCCGAGGACCUGAAGCGCGAGGUGGACUUCUUGCGCAGCUGCCUGGUGCGGACCAGGGUGAAGGUGUCGCAGGCGCUCGACAACCUGGUGCAGCACUGCGAGACGUACGCAGAGUACGACCCCUUCCUCACGCCGGUGCACCCCACCAACCCGUGGUUCGGCGAGGACCCCAUAUACUGGCAGAUCAACAGCCCCCUAGUUGAAGUGCCGACUGAGAAACGCGUAAGGAGGUGGGCCUUGUCUAUGGAGGAGCUGGUAUCCGACCCCACAGGCUUGCAGGAGUUCACGACGUACCUGCGCAAGGAGUACAGCCACGAGAACAUCCGCUUCUGGCUCGCCGUCACAGACCUCCGGCGCAGCGCGCAGUCCCAGAUACAGCGCAAAGUCAAGGAGAUCUUUGACGAGUUCCUGGCGCCGGGCGCGCCGUGCGAGAUCAACAUUGACGGCAAGACCAUGGAGCGCGUGCACCAGGAGCUGCGCGCGCCGUCGCGCUUCACCUUCGACCCGGCGGCCGAGCACGUGUACGCGCUGCUGCUGAAGAAGGACUGCUACCCGCGCUUCGUGCGCUCCGAGCACUACAAGUGCCUGCUGGCCGCCGGCGUGCAGCCGCUGCCCAAGAAGAGGUUCUUCAACUUCGGCGGGCCGGCCAAGAAGAAGUCGACGACGACCGCGCCCAGCCCGGGCGGCCUGGCGCUGCAGCAGGGCCCGGGCGGUGGGGGGGGGACGAUGGGGCGGCGGCGUGGCAGCGACCGCAGCCUGUCGGGCUCCGUGCACGAGCUGGUGGCGUCCGGGGCGCCGGCCCCCGGCGGCAAGGUGCCCCACUCGCACAGCCAGUCCAACCUCAGCGACAUCCCCUACAGGGAGCCGGUGAGGAACGUCUCGCAGGAGGAGCCGCCGGCGGAGAGGAAGGACGACGUGUGUCCCUGGGACGCCGGCGGCGAGCCCGGGGCGGGCCCCUCGCGCAGGAACUCCGGGGGCUCGCAGUGCGACGCGAGCGCCGCGGUGGCGGGCGUGUCCGACCAGCUGCGCAAGGCGUCCGUGGAGGCCCCCUCCGAAGAGAGGGUGGUGGCGCGCAUGCAGACCGUCAGGAAGUACUCGACGGCGUCGUGCGUGCCGCCGGCGGGGGACGCCCCCGGGCGCGGGGCGGGCCGCAAGUGGUCGCUCGCCCCGGGGCCCCUGCGCCAGACCAGGACGGAGGAGGAGCCCUCCCCCGGCGCCUGGGGGGCCGACCCCCCGGGCCACAAGAGCAGCGACGUGUGUCCCUGGGAGGACGAGGAAAGCUGUAAGGUGGAUGCACCGUUUGUUAAAACUUACGCGACCCUGGGCUACCUAUAGCUAGCUCCCGCUGCAACACCCUGGAUCUUUGGAAACAGCCGCCAUCUUCAAGUCAGUGCGGUACUGACGACGAGAACACGAAAACGAAGAAAGUUUAAGUAUGCACAAAGUGCAUUAGGAAAUAUGAAUGUGUGCGAGUCUUAGUUUGCAACUGUCAGUGUGUGAAUCAGGUUCUAGUCAUGUACGAGUUACAAGUGGGCCUAUGGUGUUCCUACAUUGCCAUGUAUGUUAGAGAUAGUUAAUUUUGUUUAUAUAAUUUUUAUGACUGUUCAUUAAAUACUAUUGUGUCUGCAUUUGUAUAGGCCUACUACUUUUGCUUGUUUACAUAAAGCAACUAUUAAAGUAGCCAAAGUAAAAUUAUGAUUUUAAUGAUUUUUGUAAUGCAUACCUGAUUGAAAAAUUCAUUAAAAAUAGCCUGAUAAGUUUGGAGGAGAUAUAUAUGAAUUUGCAGUUUGAAAUAUGUUUCACCUUGGAACAUUGAAUUAAAAUAUUGUUAACAGUAGAAAAUAAGCACGCAGAAAAUCUUGUUAUACUGAUUUACAUUUUUGUUACUAUUAAAAUUUCAACAAGAAUUAGUAAAUAGUGUAAAACUGGAAUGUGAGACACCAGUAUUUACGUACAGCUUGAGGUUUUCAUCAUACUUCAACCAACAACCUCUGUCUUUUGAUAUUCCUGCAUCAACUUUGUCUCGGGAUAGGAUCUCUACAGUGGGUAGCUGGCUGAAAAUACUUUAAAACUGCUUUCCUUCCUUCCCAACUCUAAUUCACCUACGUUCUGCCAGCACCUCAGUUAUCUUCACCUGUCCUUCAUGUAGUCCAGACGGUAUGCUCCCCAUGCUCCAUGCCGUCCCUGUUUGACGCGAACGAAACGUAGAUGACACAGUAAACAAAAACUGUGCACUACUAAGCACCAGCUCAUGGAAAAAAUCAAAUACGUAGCAAAACAUUAACAAUCACGUGGCCUAAUUACACCGAUAAAAAAAAACUUAUUUCGGCUCUACAGAAUUACAAAUUUUUUGAGAAUAGUAUACCAGCCCAAAGUAAUUAGUUUUAACGACUGCUUGAGUGAGAAUGCUAAUUGUCUGUCAAGUUGUUGCGUGAAUAUUCAAGAGGGGCAGAGCUGUUCAUACUGUUGACUCACAGCUGGAACAAACUGCGAAUGUCUUUCAUCUACAUACCGUUCACGAAGUCACCGAAAACGUUCGUCCGGAAUCAACAAUUGCGUUAUUUAUUUCAACUGAUGUUCCCACAGUAAAGAAGUGAAGCAUAUUUCGCAAGCUGCUGCCAUAAAGUGGUUCAGUUAUAAUAGUGAGGGGGGGGGGGGGGAGAGAGGGGGUUGGGGAAGAGCACAGGACCAUCUGAGACCCGAGUCGUACCGCUUCACCUAUCACUGCGCGAGCGUUCACAAACUGAGCCCCUGUGACGUACGCCGCACGGAUAGCACGACCCAGGCAGCUGUAGGACUCGGGUCCCGUCCCCCGCGGGCAAGCGGUGGUGCAGUUUCGCUGCUUCGCGCACGCAGCGUCGUUUUGUCACGUGCUUACAUUAGUGCUUAUACUUGUCGUUUCACUCACACUGUAACUUGCAUGCCCUUACAACGGAGAAGUCUAACCACUUUUCCACACUUCACUUACAUUAUUAUAAUCGACUGUGUAUGUGUCCUCACUGAUUUUUUUGCACAACACUGUUCAUUUAGUAUAUAUAAAACAAUACUUGUAAACAUCGUUCUGCAUAAUAUAUACCUGUGUAUACUGAUUUACAGCACCUUUAAUAUCUGUUACAAAAAUACACACAUGUGUAUGAAUAUAUACACAUAUACAUAGUAGAUACAUAUAUAUAUAAUACAUUCAUUGAUAAUUUGAGGUAUGCCUAUAAAUUUUACUAGUUUAAUUUUUAAUACUUUACUACGCUGUUAAAAUAAAUACUUAAAAAUGAUAGGCAUAGAAUAGAUGUAGAUAAAUAAUUAACUCAUUAUUAUAUAUAAUAACUAAAAGUAUAAAUAAUUGUAGUUUUAUAAUUAGUUGGUAGAGAACAAUUAAAAAGAAUAAUACAUGUGAUUGUAACAUUGACAAACAGAUUUUUUCCCCAAUCAAUCAAAUAGAGUUUACUUUUUUUUACCAAGUCACUGCAUCUGCCAUUUGUUAUUUUACAAAAGUCUGCAUGAAUUUAUCAUCAACUAAAAAAAAGAAUUUGACAAAUUAACUGUAACAGAAAACACAUCUACUAGAGAACCAAUCAACCAUUUUUAGUCUAUCCACAAAAGGCAGUUUAUUGCUAAGAGAAUGCAAUAUAAUUAUUUGGAAGUUAAAAAAUUAGUAAGAAUAGGUAGCAAAGAUGACAUACAUACUUUAUUGUAAUUUGAUGUGGUCAAUAUUAAAAUAUAAAUGUGUACGUGUCAUAUAUAUUUGUGUGUACAUUAAACAAAUGGAAGUAAUUUACUGUUCGUCAUCAACUCCAAGAAUCCACAAUGUUAGUACUAUAUGACGUAUAGAUAUUGUAUUUUUGCUGUCACCAGCUAUUCACUUAACUGUUUAACCUACAUACUCUUGCAUGCGAGUGUUUUUAAAUGUUUUUAAUGUAAUUACUAGGUAGGGCGUGAGCUGCUUUCAGCGAGAGAAAGUGCACCACCGUUUGAGAUGGAAGACUUGUUGUGUUUGUGUAUUGGCAGCCAUGAGCACUGUUAGACAUAGACCGGGCAUCACUAACAUUUCAUUUCAUGAAAUAACUAUUACAUGUAUAUCUAAUAGAGUACGUACUACAUUUCUGGAAAAAAAUAGUUUGUUAUUGAAGUCAGCAUUAGAAGCAUUUAUUUUUAUUAGUAAAGACAAAAUCCAGCAUAAGUAUUUUACAUAAAUUAUUUUACAAUAACUUUAAUAACUUGCAUUGUCCUGGUAUUAUACAUAUGUUAUGUUUUUAUGUAUAAAUGCGUGUUUGUAAGGCCUUGCACGUUCAAGGGAAAUGUGAUUUUGUUCAGACUUGUGAUACGAACACUAGUGCCAAAUCGUUGCUGUGACACAAUGCACGUAGGUUAUGCAAGAACAAUGCACAAUCAACUCUGUAGUUAUAAAAGAAUUAUGUACAAGCAUACACACCAAGAAGAGGUAAAAUGGUUUCCAAAAAUCCAGUGCUGUGAAUUUUAAAAUGGUUGGCACAAAAUUUUGAACUUUCAGAGAGAGAAAUUAUGGUACACGAUGAAUAAAAAACAUUUCUUACAGUGUGUAUGAAAACUUUUUAUUUGUAAGACAAAGUAAUUCUGUGUAUAUACUUAGAAAAAAUUGUUUACUGUCUAUUGAAAAACAGUUGUAAAUUGUCAAAAAAAAAAAGAGAACAAUAUUUGUUUUGCUAGUAUUUAACAUUCAUGUUAAUAUUAUAAAUAUUGUUAGCUGCUACAUAAGAAUUACUAUGAUUAAUUCCAUAUUGUGUAUGGAUUAGUUAGAAUAAAAUAAUAUAUGUGUUUGUUGAAAUCAUGUUAAAUCCAUGGUUGCCUAAUGUUAACACUGAAAAUAUUUAAAAAAAAAAAAAAAACAGUUGAGAGGUUCUAUACCAUUGAUAUUAAAUUAAAAUAAAAUUUGUCCAGUGUUUUAUGAACUUUGCAUGAGUGCAGAUAUGGCUUGGACCUAUUUUUGAAUCUUUCUGUGUUGUUUCAUUACUAGCGAGUAUUUUGUGGCUAGUGCUUAAACUGAAGUUUGUGAAAACAUGUUUCGAAUAUACAAUGAAUUGUUUUUUUUUAUCAGCUCACUACAUACAAAGCAAAUUAUUUUUUAAGUGAUUUUGUAAGUGAAUUUUUGCAGAUCUUUUGCAUAGAAAUGUUUAUUUAAUAUGCUUUACCAUACAUACUGCUAGUUAUUUGAAUGGCAGUCUUAUUAUUAAUUUUUAUUAUUAUUACCAUACAUUAUUGAGAAUGGAAAAAGCUAUGCCAUGUAUAAAACACCCGAAACAAAAAGUAGGAAAAAUUUAUAUUAUUGCAUAAGGAAAAAAAAAGAUGACUGACUCUCAAGUGAGCUAUUAAAUAAGAAAAUUUGCCUAAUGGUAAAUAGAUCAGUGAGGGAGCUAAUCUGUUUGUAAUAAUUUAUCUUAACCAAUUAUUCAGGAAGCAGUUUUGCAGUUGAAUGAAAGCCACUGUAUGACUAUACAGUUACCACAGGUACAAAAACCUGGAAACACUGAAAAAAGUAAUACCAAACUGCUUUUUCAAAACUAAAUGAUUAUUUUUUUUGUAAAUUUAAUUUGUUGCUUUAAGAAUCUGCAUAAAAUCGUAAAAUCAUUGUUUAUAUUAUAUAUUAGGUACUUAAAAUUACAAAACAGAGGUACCAGCAUACUUUUAUUAGUAGAUUGUUUUUUUUUUUAAUUCAGCAUAUACUUUACAAAAUUUUAAAAUUAUACAUCUCAAAACUGUGAAACACUGUAUUUGCACUGUUUCGGGCAGCCCAUUCAAGUGAUUUGAUGUGUGAUUGGUAAAUAUAUGCAUGGAAGUUCACUUUAUAAAUGUGUUACCAUCAAUAUUGCUGUCACUCUCUACCUACAGGUUUUUUUUUAAGUGUAACAUCUUAACUUUCAGUAUACUGCAAUUGGUGGCAGUAAUUUCGUGAAUGCGACAAGUCAAGGAACGUAAAUCUGUAACAACCAUGGUGCUGCCAUCUGAAGUCGACUACGGGAAAUGUUAAAGUAUUAACUGUUUAACAAAUAUUAACAAGAUGGGUAUAAUUUCAACAACAUUCCUUGUCGAAAAUUAGUUCCAAAGCUGGGAGUUUAGUAUUUUUUUCCAGUUUUAUUGGCUUUUAUCAGAACAGUUUCAUUAUAGGGUUUAAAAUUUCAGUCUGCACAUGAAUGAUUCAACAGUAAACGUUAACUGCUUCAACAGUUGAAUUCUAAUGGCGGGAAUAGAUACUACAUGUGAUUUUGUGUCCAGAAAUGUAGGUGAAAACAAAAUUUGCGUAUUUUUAUCACGCUCUGCAUUAUUUUAAAGAAUUCUACAUUACAUUUUGUGUCCGAGUUACAUAUUAUAAGUAGAGACCUGCAAAAUUCGCGGAUUCAUCGACCUCUAGGAUAGACUCCACAGUCCUUUAUAUACUCGCGGAAAUGACACCUGUUCAUUGGCUACUGACGCGUGUGACGUCUCAACUAGGCUGUCCGUAAUUCGGCACUUUCUUGGUUCAGUGUUUCCCAUUGGCUCACAGUUCCCUGGAUAAAAUGUGGGCCAAUCGCAGAAGCGGUACGAAGGUAUAGUUGUUUUGAUGCUAGCCUAUCGCGGAAUGAAUCCGCGAAUUUUGCAUGUCUCUAAUUAUAAGUUUAUUUGCAACAUGAGAACACAUGAAUUAUAAUAUCAAUUCACUUGAAGAUUAAAGAGAGGUUGUACUUGAAAAGGUGUCAAGAUGCUCUAUGGUACUUAGAAACUAUCAAAAAUUUGUAUUUUAAUUUUUGUAAAUUCAUGCAUAAAACUAAUUCAUAUUUGAUAAUUCUCUAUGUAGGUUGGCUUCUGACCAGACUCAAUAUCUGUUUUAUCAACAAGGGAACACCAACAAAGUGAAGAGUACACAUAUUUUUUUUUUCUAAAUGCUCUUAUUUUUAUCAUUUUUUGCUUCUACUUUCAACUACCAUGACUUUUUUUGUACAUUUCUUAUUUUGACUUACUCUUCUAGCCAUCAUUAAAAUGUGGAGAAAAAAAAAUUGCUUGUGACAAUGUGGAAGUUUAAAUAAUCAAAUAACUGUGUGUGGGCUUGUUAAGUAACCUUGUCUUUCAAAUAACUCUCAUUUUAUAUACUUAAGAUUUUUUGAUGUUUUUUUAAGCACAUCUUUAAGUGACCUUCCAUAUAUACCUAAACAUGCAACUUGCAUAUAUAUAAAAACACCAAAUUGUUUCAACGAUUGUACUCAGAAAAAUCUAGUCUAAUGUUUCCAGCCUUAACAGACAAGCUGCCUAGGAGAUAAAAAAUUUAAAUGAAAUAAUUUUUCUGUUUUCACCUUAAAUGUGUAAAAAUGCUGGCAUUUAAAUGUCAUGACUUAAAUAUUGUUUAAGUGUGUUUCCUAAAGACAAAAUAUUUUUUUCCUUUAUUAAGUGUUUCAAACAAAGGGUUUAGGGACAUGAGAUUAACUCAUGUGAGGAUAUGUUACACGAAACAGCAUAGCAGAAUAAAAUAAAUAAAAAAUACAAUUUAGAUCUACAUCAGUAUUAACCAACUAUUUAACCUUACGGUAAGUCAUACUAUUUAAUAGUAUGACAGGUGCUUCUGUGUUCACUUUUUAAAAAAAAUAGAAAUCCAGUAAUACUAACAGGUCUUAAUUAAGUUUAGUUUCCAUAUCUCCUUCAGUAUUGGUGUUUUUCAUGUGUAGGUGAUAACUAAAAAGUGUCCUACAUUCAAUUAAUAUUUGUAUUCUAGAUUGUAAUAAGAGUUAGCGGCCAAAUGAACGAGCAUUUAAUGUUUUUGAGUGAUGUUAUGACAUACUUCCCGAUAAAUUUAACGUUCAUAAAUUUUAAGUAAUUAAAAUCUUAACAGUAUGAAACACUUGAAAUUGUUGGACUUUGUUGUAUGAAUACCUAUAUGUUAAAAUUAAAAUGUUAUCUUGCAUUAUUCAACGUGUUAAAAAAAAAGCCAAGCUAUAUCAUCCCUCCAGUGAAAUAAAAUAAUUUUUAAAUGUUAUUUCAAUGUGAAGAACUAGAAAUUUUUUUUUUAAAUACUGAUACACCAAUUAGUGUUUUCUUAAAUUCAGUUUAUAUGUUGCUUUUGCUGUAUUUAUUGUUUCAAAGAAAAUAAAAUUAAACUUUUUACAAUGCAGACUGUCAAGGGUAGAGAUUGUAAUGCUCAAGCAAAUAAAUAUGUUCAAAACUGA
This is a messenger RNA of Bacillus rossius redtenbacheri, 9592 nucleotides long. RefSeq names its product regulator of G-protein signaling 7. The record is from RefSeq and is a predicted model, not a curated record. Gene Ontology annotation, cellular component: cytoplasm; plasma membrane; neuron projection. NCBI's taxonomy places the organism in Eukaryota, Metazoa, Arthropoda, Insecta, Phasmatodea, Bacillidae. Gene Ontology annotation, biological process: G protein-coupled receptor signaling pathway; positive regulation of GTPase activity; regulation of G protein-coupled receptor signaling pathway. Bases 774 to 2765 code for a protein of 663 amino acids. The transcript has 14 exons. Gene Ontology annotation, molecular function: GTPase activator activity.